Molecule: messenger RNA, 1034 nt
Organism: Anopheles stephensi (Asian malaria mosquito)
Lineage: Eukaryota; Metazoa; Arthropoda; Insecta; Diptera; Culicidae
Gene: flip
Product: protein VAPYRIN
Exons: 1
Coding region: 2-913 (303 amino acids)
Molecular function (GO): protein binding
Source: RefSeq, a predicted model, not a curated record
CAUGCCGGUAAAAGUGCUUUCUUCCGACGAUUGGUUUGAAAUUGUGCUGGUCAAACAAACAACGUCCUCCAUCACCUUCCAGUGGACGUUCCGCAAUCCGCUCGACGUGCCGUACGAUCUGUUCAAGGUGGAAAAGUGCUACAGCGUCAAGCGCGAUCGCUGGGAAACGGUGUACUGGGGUGCGGCCACAACCCUCACGGUGCGCUGUCUGGAGCAGAACCUAUGCUACUCGUUCCGUGCCAGCAUCCUGCAUCAACCAUCGGACGGUGCCGACUUCCAGUACGCCUAUCAAUCGCCCAUCUUCAAGGCAAGCACCCUGCCGAACAUUCCCUCAACGAUGGGCCUUUAUCGGGCGGUGAAAAAAUGUCAACCAGGGCUUGUGAAGCGGCUACUGUUUACACGCCCCGAGCUGGUUAAUGUGCCCGUGCACGGAGAAACGUUUCUCUAUCUGGCUGUUCGGAGCAAUAGUCUCGAGCUGGUGAAUGCACUGCUCGAUGCUGGGGCUAACAUUGAUCUGGGUGUGCCGGAAACAGGCGUGACGCCACUCCAUCUGGCCGUGUACCAACGCAACCUGACGCUGGUGCGUCAUCUGAUCGAGCGGGGUGCCAAUGUGCAUGCACAAAACUGUGUUGGCAUGACCGUGGGACACUGCGCGGUUGACGCUGAUGACCUGACGAUGCUCAAGUACGUGCUAACGCAGGGCAUUAGUCAGGAGACGCGCGAUCGCUGCCAGUGGACGUUGAUCUUUCGCGCGCUGUACAUGCGCUCCUCGGUAGAUAUCGUACGACACCUGCUGGAACGGAAGUGCCGGCUGAAGGUGAAGGACCGGCUGAGGCUGACACCGCUGUACUACGCUCAAAUAUGGGGACAGGAGGAGGUUCUGCGACUGCUGAGAAGAAGACUUAAGAUCUGAGGCAGCAUUGCACAAUAAUGUUCCAUGGGGAAUCCACCAAAGACUUACAUACCUUAACCUUGAAGGUAAUUUUAAAUAAAAUCGAGUGAUUUUUUCAGAAAAUUUUCAACUUUAUUUACAA